Molecule: messenger RNA, 1788 nt
Organism: Batrachochytrium dendrobatidis JAM81
Lineage: Eukaryota; Fungi; Chytridiomycota; Chytridiomycetes; Rhizophydiales
Exons: 1
Coding region: 33-1361 (442 amino acids)
Biological process (GO): autophagosome assembly; peptidyl-serine phosphorylation; regulation of autophagy
Cellular component (GO): cytoplasm; cytosol; phagophore assembly site
Molecular function (GO): ATP binding; protein serine/threonine kinase activity
Source: RefSeq, a predicted model, not a curated record
UCAGCCUGACACCACAAUCCAAUACUUGCACAAUGCUACUUUCCGUUCCCAACAUGUCUUCUGUUCAGAUACCCCAUGGUAGCAUGAAGAACAAUCAACCAGUUUCCAACGACCAUCUUAUCCACUCUGCAUCACUUGGCACACUUGUUAUCAAUUCCAAGAUUGGUGCAGGCUCAUCUGCAGGUGUUUAUACCGCACAUUCACUAAACGACCCUUCCCAAGUAUAUGCUGUCAAGAGACUGCCUGUACGUAUUUCCAAAGAUCCCACAACAGGUGAAGUGUCUAGCCGUCAAGUGUCGGAGGCGAUUCGCACCGAGAUUCGGGCCAUGUGUGACCUUGCUGAUUGCCCGCUUGUAGUGAAAUUAUAUGACGUCGUCGAGUCACCCCAUCAUAUUAAUAUUGUAAUGGAACAUUGCACAACGGACCUGCUUAAUGCACUCAGUGAAUACAAUGAGAGUAACGGAGCAGCAGGAACUGUUCUUGCACGCACACUUAUUCUACAAAUGAUGGAUGCUGUGAUUGAUAGCCAUGCGCGAGGUAUUUAUCAUCGAGAUUUGAAACCCGAGAAUCUGCUCGUAUCCCGUAGCCAAGGCACACUUAAAAUCUGUGACUUUGGUCUUGCGACAUAUCAGCGACAGUCGUUGCAGUUUGGCUGUGGAUCCAACAGAUACAUGUCCCCAGAGUGCGCUCGUCCUGUGCAAGUCACGGUUCCCAGCUCUAGUGACAAGAACCGACUCAAGGUCAAACUGUUACCAUACGACUGUGCUCUUGGUGAUACUUGGUCAGUAGGCAUUCUUAUGCUCAACAUUCUGACUGCCAAAAAUCCGUGGGAAAUGGCAGAUGCACAAACUGAUGUUAGCUAUCGAGCGUAUCUUGACAAUCCAGACAUUCUUGCUAAUUGGUUCAAUCUAGCACCAGAGAUGGCGACUGUGAUUCGAGGAUUACUACAUCCCGAUCCAGCAUUGCGCAUGUCUUUACCACAGGCUAGAUUUUCAGUUGCCAACAUUCCAUUAGUGCCAUCCUUUUCAGCCCCAGUCUCGACUGCUGAUACUCGAACCAUUGAUUCGACCUCGAUCCACACUCUGGAUUCAAGCGCUUGUUCCGAAGAAAAGCACACAGUGGAUCGCCACACCGAGCGUGAGGACACCUGCGAAUCUACACAAGCAUCUUCUGACACAUGCAAGUUGUCUUGCCACUCUUGCAUUCAAUGUCAGCAAUCGCAAUCCAUUUGCAUUCCAUCAACACCCCAAACCACUCCAUUGCGUGGCCCAGUCAUUCAUUCCGGUUGCGUCAGUAAAUUAUCCGCACCCCAACAACGUUGUAACUCGCCAUUGGUUCGGAGAAUCCCUUGGCACUUUUAAAUUGUCAUCCUGACCAUUCAUUGCUCUUUGGUGCUUUGAUACUGCUUGUUUGCCUCGUUCACAUUCAUCCGAUUGCCUUUCACAUUGCAUGCUACACUAGUUUGCUGAGUCGUUGCUACCCAAUAUGGCUGUCAUUUCUUUUAAUAGUUUAUACUUGCUGAAACUCGCAGUUUGCUUCUGCAGGUCUGUUGCUAUCAUUUAAAGACAGCAGCAUCUAGAUUCUGGAACACUAUUCACUCCAUCCAUUUUGAUAUGGACUGCAUGAUGCACAUAUGCAUCUGGAACCACAUUGACCAUUCGCAUGCAAUCGUUUGCUUUUACACUUGUAAGAUCGAUUGCAAAAACACAUUUGAAUGAUUUCUAAAUCUUGGUUAGAAUCCGACUUUUUUUAGUUGAAUAAAAUAUACUUUUGGCCAUCUUGGAUUCU